Colletotrichum abscissum is the source of this 723-nucleotide messenger RNA. RefSeq lists its product as uncharacterized. The record is from RefSeq and is a predicted model, not a curated record. Bases 1 to 723 code for a protein of 240 amino acids. NCBI's taxonomy places the organism in Eukaryota, Fungi, Ascomycota, Sordariomycetes, Glomerellales, Glomerellaceae. The transcript has 2 exons.
AUGCUCUGUGAACAUCGACCUGAAGGCUUCGGCCCGAAAUCAUUUCUCUCCAGCCAUCUGCCAACAACAUGUUUCGCUGAUGUCGUGGUUGUCCCCUUGGCGACCUGGCUUCAUCUCAUCAUUCUAUUGAUUGGUCUCCCUCUAUGUUUGCGCUCACUACGAGCUUCGGCCUCAGCUUCAGCCGGGCCGUCACACACGGCCGGGGCACCCACGGCAGGAGACAAAGUCGCGGUGUCAACAUCAGCGUCAACAUCGGUGCCGCCAGCAACCAAAUCGACCUCGGUGGCCGUCAAGAUUGCCAGCGUCAUCUAUUACAUACUCAUAGUAGCCAUGCUGGCCAUGGCAUCACUUGAGAUUGCCCGUCUCAUCGUCGCUCAGCUCGGGAUUGGUCUCCUUCCUUUCACAUACGUUGGCAUACUCGCCGCUCUGGUCCUCCACGUUGCUGCUGCGUCGACGACUACAACUUCAUGGCUUGGCGGUCUGCAUGUCUACAGGGGCAACACGCGGUGGCGAUGGACUGUCAAGGGUGUCAACAUUCUGUACUGGGUGAUGUUGAUGUGUGUGAUGGCAAUCAAGGUUGCCAGUCAGGCCAUGGAACAGAACGUACUCGGAAUUAGGACGGGUCAACAGGCGCAAUAUCCUAUUUCGGAUUCCAUCACGGACAAUGCGACCAUGAUAGGGGUGGAAUUUGUGCUGUUGAUCUUGGAGUUUUUGACUAUCUAA